CGGAUAAGGUAGAGGAAAUAUAUGAAUAUGCAUAGAACAGCCCGACUCGUCAUCAUCAUCGAGUCGGCGCAUGUUAGCAUAAGAAUCAGAAUUUCUUUUCUGGUCGUGAAGCAUGUUUGCUUCUUCAGAAUUGUGAUUAACAUAGAAAUCCGUUGAUCGAUCUCUUCUCCGACUACUUUCGGUUCAUCGAAUCCCUUCCUCCUCCAAUCGAAUCAAUCGAGCAAUAUGUAUGUGGAGAAGAGAUCGAGAAACAUAGUGGAUAUGAGCAAUGUAAGGAAACCUCCUUCAUUGGUAGACCUUUGCAUUAGGACAGCAAUAGAUAACGUAAGAUACCUUGGGGAUGUUGGCGAGACAGAUUCACAUCUUCUUGAACGUAUUCUACCGCAUUGUACAAUGGAUCAGUUAAUACAUGUUGAGAAGAGUACAAAAGGAAGGGAUCUCAGUCCAGUAACUGAUAAACUGUGGAAGAAUUUCUAUGAGCUGCAGUUUGGUCGUGCGAGUACAAAUCUUGUAAUUGAGAGGAUGAAGCUCAAGAAAGUUUCAUUUAGAUGGAGACAGUUGUAUGAGGCAAAAUUGAAGGACGUUCAGGAGGCUGAGAACAAAGCAAUUGAUCGGCUUAAGCAACUAUACAAGAAAGAAGAUGCUAGAAAACAAAGCCGGCAGGUUCAGCUUUGCACAAAGGUUCCGCCUUCAAGCAAAAGAAGCUUUUUCGCUGGAAGUGGACCUGGCUACAAUCUCUCCUAUGUCAAGAGCAACAUAAUGAAGAAGGCGAAGAUAGAUCUUAUGAAGAGUCAAGAAGUGAAAAAUCUUGCAGCCAUGAAGAAAAAGGCAGUGCAGACUCAUCAUAGGGGUACCACCAUAACAAAGUCAAGUGGGUUAUGUGGAAAGAAUUCUGCUUCAAGUUCAAAGCUUGCCAAACCUUUAGACAGAAGAUUUUAGAAGCAUGUUUUUGAACAUUUAAAAUGCGCAGUCCCAAAAAGGUUCAAGUGCGCUCCUCUCCUUUCUGUUUUCUUUUCUUUCUCUCCCUUUUUUUUUUUGUUUUUCCCUUGUAAUAUUUGGAAAGUAAAAAUAGAUGCAUAUGUAAUUUGAUAAAUUUUAUUUUCAAUAAUGUAAUUAUUUUCUAAGGUU
Molecule: messenger RNA, 1128 nt
Organism: Theobroma cacao (cacao)
Lineage: Eukaryota; Viridiplantae; Streptophyta; Magnoliopsida; Malvales; Malvaceae
Product: transcription elongation factor B polypeptide
Biological process (GO): transcription elongation by RNA polymerase II
Cellular component (GO): nucleus; elongin complex
Source: RefSeq, a predicted model, not a curated record